Aspergillus fijiensis CBS 313.89 is the source of this 766-nucleotide messenger RNA. RefSeq lists its product as uncharacterized. The transcript is spliced from 2 exons. NCBI's taxonomy places the organism in Eukaryota, Fungi, Ascomycota, Eurotiomycetes, Eurotiales, Aspergillaceae. Bases 252 to 683 code for a protein of 143 amino acids. The record is from RefSeq and is a predicted model, not a curated record.
UUUCUGGCGUUGAGUCUUGGAUGGAAGGAGUCCUACUAUUUCCGGCGACAUUUGCCUGAGGACAUCCACCAGUUUUAACAGCCGCUCCCGCCGCACCUGGAACCCCAACGCCGCCCAGGCGGGCUGAGCAUCCUGUGCCGCCUGAACAGCGCUCUGGACUUCCUGCAGUGUACUUCCAGGCACCCUACAUAGUAAGCUUUGCGAGACCUGGAAUAGGGUACAUUGCUCCAGCUCUGCGACUUGGACAUGACAUGCUCGUUGUUGAUGAAGAGAUGCGUCACGGUCGGAGGCGCCGGCGAGACCGGAGUCUCGGACCCAUCGUCAUCACCGUCACCACCAUUGUCCAAUUCCGAGCUCUCCCCACGGGUUGUGGCGUCCUCGACAUGACUAGAGCGCGUGCUACUUCUCCGCGAGCGGGUCUAACUCCAGCGUCAAUCGGGUGUUGUCCGUGUAGGGCUUAUCGGAAGGAAGUCCACCUACGUCUGAGCUGCGGCGGGAGGCCCGCUCGCUGGAGACGACCGUAUCGUCGCUCGGAGUGGGCGAUCCCGAGGGGAAGGGGGCGAACCGCGCCGCCCGAUUCGACGAUUUGGUCGAGAUUCGCGGCAUAUCAGACAGUACAGCUUGUGUUAUCCGCUCACCGGGGAAGGAGAUUGAGGCGGAGUGGGAGGGAAGAUAGACGAUAGAUUGAUUAUCUCUGGAUGUUGGGGUUCAUGGCGGCUUAUCAGUUCUCAGGGCAGGUCGGGAUUCCCCGAGGAGUUGGGCGAUA